Messenger RNA from Ictalurus furcatus (blue catfish), 2865 nucleotides. RefSeq names its product RNA binding motif protein 4.3 (gene rbm4.3). Gene Ontology annotation, cellular component: nuclear speck. The coding region runs from base 152 to 1189 and encodes 345 amino acids. The record is from RefSeq and is a predicted model, not a curated record. NCBI's taxonomy places the organism in Eukaryota, Metazoa, Chordata, Actinopteri, Siluriformes, Ictaluridae. Gene Ontology annotation, biological process: mRNA splicing, via spliceosome. The transcript has 4 exons. Gene Ontology annotation, molecular function: mRNA binding.
CGUUUUGGACGUAGCCUCACGCUGAUUGGCUGAGCGUGUGAGCGGGCGGGGCUAAAACCAGCAGAUUUAAGACGACAACUGUUCCUGUUUCCUCUCAUUGUGGCGUGGGGGAAGUGUGUGUUUCAGGCUCUGCUUUCUGUUCACCCAAACAAUGGUGAAGAUCUUCGUUGGGAACCUGCCACCCCAGGCAGAGAGUGAUGAAAUCAAAGGUCUGUUUGCUCAGUAUGGCACUGUCACAGAGUGUGCUAUCAUCAAGAACUUUGCCUUCGUUCAUAUGGACGAUCGCAAGAAUGCCACAAAGGCCAUACGCAACCUCCAUUUGUACAAGCUACAUGGCACUCCCAUUAAUGUUGAGGCCAGCCAUGGCAAAAACCAGGGCCCGGUCAAGCUGCACGUGGCCAAUGUUGAGAAAGGUGCAGAGGAUGAGCUUAGAGCUCUGUUUGAAGAUUAUGGGACGGUAACAGAGUGUUCCAUUAUAAAAAACUUCGCGUUUAUACACAUGAACAACUCUGAUGAGGCCAUGGAUGCCAUUAAGGGUUUGGACAACUCUGAUUUCCAAGGCAAAAGGAUUCAUGUCCAGAUCUCCAAAAGCCGACCGCGAGAUGAGGAUGGCUACGGUCCUCCAGAGAGAGGUGGCUAUUGGCCACCCCGUUUCCCUGGUGACCACCCACAGCCAGGCCCUCCUGGUUUUGGAAGAGGCCGCUUUGGUCCUCCUGGUUACCCUCCUGCCGUACCUCCACCCCCACCCCCUCCACCCAGACGCCCCCCCUUUCCUGGGGGUGGCUACGGUGGUGGUGAUCGUGAGGGCAAUGGGGUAGUGGAUUAUUAUGAGAAAUUUCGUGCUCGUCCUUAUGGUAUGCCCUCAUAUGAGGAUCGCCGUAUGGGCGGCAUCCCACCACCCCCGCCACCCCCUUCAGGCAUGAUGAGAGAGCGCAUGCCCCCUUCCAAUAUCGACCCCUAUGAUCGACGCCCUCUCCCACCCCCGCCGUCUUCGUUUUUCCGCGAUCGUAGCCCCAUCGGAAGGGCACCGCCAGCCCCUCCAGCCUCUGCUGGAAAUGGCUAUUCAUACGAGCGCUCCCGUCUCUCGCCUCUUUCCAUGUCUCGGAACCAAAUGUACAAUGCGCCUCGUUCCAGGGACCCCUACACUGAAAGGGUGCCUCCGCCACCACCUCCGCGCUAUACAUACUAAAGUGAAUCUCUGCACUUGUGUACCUAAGGUGUAAUUUAUUCGACAAGAUCGUCGUCGUUGCCUCCAGGUGCACAUGACGCGAUUCGCCCCUCGUCUGACGGAGCGCGUUUCGUUUGCCUGCGCCUCGCUUAUCAGAAGAGUUCUAGUGCGGACUUCACGCUUUAAACUUAAAUGAUUUUUACCCGACUCAAUUUCGUCCUCUUGCUUAAACUGUAAUUUGCUUAUUCUGUUCGGCUUGUUUUUUUACUGUAUAGAGUUCAGUAGGUUAUUGGACUGAAAGCAUCCAGCAGACAAGCUAAAAGUUUUAGAUCUUGUCAAGCCGGUAACUCUUAAAGCUGUUAUUUGUUCAGAAUUGUGUACAUUUUGUAAUUUUUUUUUUCUUUCCUUUUGUGAGAUCAAAACGCUUUUGUUUUAUUUGAAACCCAUCCCUUUUUUGUUUCUUCAACCCUGUAAAAACGUUUGAACAGUGCCACGUCUUUAGAAUUAAUGGGUACACAUGUGCGCCUUGCGAUCUAAACAUCUAAUAGGUCAGCAAUAAUUGCGACUACUGUUCAAUUGAGGUUUUUCCUUUUAGAUUGACAUUUAGUCAGAAUGGCAUCCCCUCUAAUACGAUGUACUCUUUUAGGGAUCGUUUCUUUUUUAAAUAAAAAGUCUCACACUAAUGCGUCGAUUUGUUUUAUCUUUAUUUGUCUUCCCUUUGAAACAUCACUUUAAUAUUAAUUAAAAAUAAUCCAGUGUGUCAGUUUGACGAUAAAUGCGUCACUUGAGCGUGCGUGAGGGAGGUGCAGCGCUGUUGGAACUUCCUGCUAGCUGUCUCUUAGUAAUGGAGAAUAUUGCCAUGUCCACUGCAAUAGAUCAUUUGACACCUUAAGCGAUGCUCGCUAUUAGAUUGUGCCCCUCGUAUCCCCUUCUAACUCUAAACCACCUGUUCCCACAUGCCUAACAUCUCUUCUGAAUGCUGUGAGCCUGAAUUGCCCAUUGACAAAGUUUUAAGCACUUUAAAACACAAUCAGCCCUUCACUUUAUUAAACUGCUUGCCAGUUGACUGACACAAACUCAGGUAAGUUGAUUGUGGUGUUUUAAUGAUGUUGCAUGUCUUAAGUUGCAAGUGGAGGAAAAGCAAUAAGGCUGUUUGAUAAUUGGAGUUUUCAGGAAACUUAAGAAAGGUAGAUAUUUUGCUGCAAGUUCUUUUCUAAAAAGUUUCACUGGGAAAGGGUGGGUUUUGGCUUGUUUUUAAACCAUAUACAUAUAAAAGUAUAAACUCAAGCUGUGUAGUACUGGGUUUGGAAACCUGAGCAUUGUUCCACAAUCCUUAUUAUAGUGCUGUGUGAGGGUGUACUUGGAUAAAUCAUUUGUAGAUAUGUGAACAUGCCAAAACUAGAAAAGCUGGCUGAUCAGGUAACGCUUCCUCAUGGCUGGACUUUAUGUAGCACAGGCAAGCAUCCAGGGGAAUCAAAAAAAAAAAGGGCUGUUCCAGGUCAGGUCGUGCAUGGGUUUAUAUAUUUUUUUCUAUGGGAUUGUUACUUAGGUAUGGGGCGUUGUGAACAUUUUGUAAAUGUUUCUUUUCGAACUGUUUGAUACCUUAAUGCAUGCAGGUUAACUAUAUUGGAAUAACAUUCAGACGAGCAGCCGUUCAUGAAAUUGCACAAUAAAACAUAUAUAUUAUUUUGGCAAAA